Molecule: messenger RNA, 1299 nt
Organism: Apis mellifera (honey bee)
Lineage: Eukaryota; Metazoa; Arthropoda; Insecta; Hymenoptera; Apidae
Gene: Seipin
Product: seipin
Exons: 4
Coding region: 200-1201 (333 amino acids)
Biological process (GO): lipid storage; lipid droplet organization
Cellular component (GO): endoplasmic reticulum membrane
Source: RefSeq, a predicted model, not a curated record
UAGCAAUACUACCAAUAUUCCUAAAAGUACAAGUUGAAAUGCACUUAACCUGUAUUUUACUAUCGAAUUAUUUUAAGAGAAAAUUAAUUGAUCGAUAAAUAUUUUAUCUUAUCUUAUGUAGCAAUUUCUAAAAGCGCAAUCAAAAUUGCGCAGUAUUUAUAUUAACUUGCAACUUUAAGUGUAUUAAAUUUCGUUUGCAAUGUUAAUUUCGAGGUUAUUGGCACAAGUUCAUAAGAAAUUGUUUUAUGUUCAGAACAGAACAAAAAGAGGUGUACAAUCUGCUAAAGAUAUAAUUUUGAGUAUCGGAAUUAUUAUUAUUAGUGGAUGUCUUAUUAUUUGGUUGUCCGUGUUUCUUUAUACAGCAUUUUAUUAUGCUUAUGUACCAAGUAUUUCAUACGUACGACCAGUACAUUUGCAAUUCAAAUCAUGUAAUGAACAAAAAGGAAUUUGUAGCUUUCCAUAUGCAUAUGUGCAGUUAACAAAUAAACAACAACUUUUAAUGGUCGGUCAGCCAUAUAAAGUUAAUUUGCAUUUAGAAAUGCCAGAAUCACCAGCCAAUAAAGAACUUGGUAUGUUCAUGGUUUGUGCUCAAUUACGCAGCAGAGAUGGUUUCCUUGUAGAACAUUCAUGUAGAUCUACCAUGUUACAUUAUCGUAGUACCUUAUUACAUGCACUUACAACAUUUACAUUUUCACCUAUGAUGAUUUUUGGCACUACAGAAGAAAAACAAAAUAUAGUUCUUGAACUAUUUGAUAAUUUUGAAGAAGAUCAAAGUCAUCCAGUUACAAUCAUUUAUAUUGAAAUACAAUCAAGACAUAUUGAAUUCUAUUCUGCAAGCAUUAUGAUAAAUGCUCAUUUAUCGGGUCUACGCUAUUUAAUGUUUCAUUGGCCAAUUUUAUCUGCUAUUCUUGGUGUUAGUACAAAUUUGUUUUUCAUAGCAAUUGUAUGUGCUUUUUCCUAUUUUCAUUUUACAAUUUAUGAUGAUUCUGGAGAUGAUGGUUUCAAUUACGAAGAAGAUAAAAAUGAAGAAGAAAAACAGGAAUAUAAGAAAGAAUUGGACAUUGAAGAAAAAGAAAAACAUAAAGCUACAAAUGAUCAUUCAUCAGACUCAUCAUCAUCAGAAGAUCCUUUUAUAUUGCCACAUCUUAUAAAGUCUGAACAAGAAUCUCAUUCUUCUCACAUUGAAUUAAUAAAAAAUUAAUUUAUAUAUUUCAUAAUAUGAAAUACUUUAGAAUUAAUAACAUGUACAAAUGUAGAAUAUUAGAAUAUUAUAUAAAUGUGAGUAAAUAUAUAUUAUAA